ACUACGCUGCUGCGCACGAACUUGGCGCAGACAUGAUUUGAACAAAAUCGUCAACGAACGAAGCUGGCACCGACAAAGUUGCCAACAAAUGGAAAUAGUCAAAAUUUCGCUUUCUGCUGGAUAAGUUGUGUUGAGGAUUAGAGCGGAGUGUAUUGUUCAUAGUAUGUUAGCUGUGAAGAAUAAUAAAAACUGCAAAGUGUAAAAGAAAUAAACAGUGAGUUAAGUGGAAAGGAAAUUCGUGAGACUUUGUGGUGCUUGGCAAGAAAACUAACAUUUUUUGGAAGUAAAUCGAACUAAAGUAAUUAAUUGGCGUGCGGAAACAAUUUUGGCGAGAAAAGAGUAGUGGCGACCGCAAACGAAAGUGAAUAAAAACAAAGACUAAAUAUAACUAAAGGAUGGUAUGUACAUAGACAAAUAUGUAUAUCUACAUAACUCCAGAUUAGAUCUUUUGCGGAAAUUCAUAACUGUGCUAUUGUGGAUAUUUCCAAAAAUCUAAAAAUAAAAACCCAUUUUUUAAAUUUAAUACAAACGGUGUAAAUAUUGUGUCACUGCGACACUUUAACUAUUAACUGAGUUUGUAGAUGAAGAAAGUGAAUUAUAAAAAAAUUACAAGAAUUUAAUUGGAAUUUUAAAAUGGAAACCACAUUGCUGUGUUUAUUGCGGUAAAAAGUAGAUUUCGUAAAGGCACUUUCGAAAUAAUCAAAGUGAUUUUUAUAGACCCGACAUAAAUCUCCCAAAUUCGGGACCAGAUUUCGAUGUUUCUCUAAAUGAUACAUAUGGCGCCACGUCGUGACAGCAAUAGCGCCAACAGCAGUUCCAGUAUUUUAGUGCAACAUCAACAGCAGCAAGGGCAACAACAACCUCAUCUAUUUGUAUACGCCUCGCUAUUCAACAGGGAAACUUUGCUUGAUUCUUCUAACAUUAGCACCGCAAUCACCAACAAUAUAAGCGACAAUUUGUACAACAGUAAUAACAACAAUACGAGCAUGCCACCUAUGCAAACAUCGAACCUGGCACAUCCUUCGCUGAGUGGGACUGCCUCUGGGGGGUCGAAUUCAAUCGCCCAGAAUGGGCACCACCCACACCAUGUCGGCAAUAACAGCAACGCUAACAACAUAAAUAAUAAUAUGAAUAGCAAUAGUAAUGGCAAUAUCCAGGAUCAAUACACCCGUUGUUGCUAUCCCAAUGGAGAUUGCUUAAAGUUGGAUGCCGGUUUAAUUUCUCUGGACGACCUGUGUGAUGUGGUGCGUGUGCUUUGUAAUAACGAGAACUGCAACAUGGGGCAGUACAUGCAUCGUGAGUGUUUCGAUGCAUGGGAGCAGUGUGUGCUCGCGACACUAAAGUCCGUAGGCCGGGCACGAUCGUGGUCCGAACGGCAGCGCAGCCAAAAUUUGUGGACAAAGAAGGGGUUUGAUUUAGUCUAUAAAGCUUGCGUGUGCAAAUGUGGUCAUGGUCAUAUUCGCAAGGAUCUGGAGUGGACCCCACCUACUCAGGCCACGGGAUCGAAGUCGUCAAGUGCAACUCUUAACGGUGGCGGCGGUCAAUAUGGCAAUGUAAAUAGCGGUCCAAUAGCUGGUGGUGUGCAACAGCGUGUUCUAAUGGUCAGCAGUACCUCUGCUGAGGAAGAUGACAAGAAGAAAAAGAAGAAAAGAAAUCGUAAUAAUAAUCUGUCCAAACCAAACAUGGCAGCAGUGAAUACAAACGGACUUAUUGCCGCAGGUGGUCAACAGCAGCAAGCUCAAAUGGUACAACCACCAGUAACCACCCAACAACAAUCUUCUCAAGCUGCUCAACAGCAGUCAGCCAAUUCCCUACUUAACGGACAACAGAAUGGUAUUAGCAAUAUUAGCAAUGGAAUCAGCGCAAUUUGCACGCCCAAUAAUGUGAACCCAACUGUUUGUAAAGCAGCCAUCGGUAAUAACCCAAACAACUCGCUCAUUUCUAGCAGCGGUAACAACCAAGUCAACAACGUCUUAACCAAUACCAGCGUUGGAGUUAUUGGCUCAGGUCUGCACAGCAGCAGCUCCACCAGCAACCAACAACAGCCACAAGCUCAACAGCAGCAACAUCAACAGGCCGUUGCCUCUUUGAAUAAUAUAUUGGGAUUAGAUUUGCGUGCUCGGGCCGGCAGUUUGUCGUCAAGUGGGGCGGGCAGUGGUUCUACAUCGCCUUCUGAUUCUCAAUCUAGCGGUGAGAUUUCAAUUUCGCCCAUAAAUCAACAACAGCAGCAACAGCAGCAGCAGCAGCAACAACAGCAACAACAUUUGCAACUGCAGCAAUACCAACAGAGCUUGUUGCAACAGAAUGGCUUAACGAAAAGCAUCUUAAAUGGUGCAUUAAACGGCUGCGUCGAUACAAUCCAACGCAAUGCUGCACUUUUGGCAGCACAGCAACAGCCCACGGGUUCUCAGAUUGUGGGUGGUGUAGCUGCCGUUAAUGGAUUAAACGGGUUAAAGCAAUUGAGUGUUUAUGAUCAGCAUUUGGUGCAGCAGCAGAGAAACAAGGAGGUGGAACUCUAUUCGGAGCGUGUACGCUUAACAUCGGGCUGUAAUGGCAUCUUUUCACGUCGUUUGGAUUUUUCGUCGUUCAAUUUGUUGCCGAAGACACGCUUAAAUUCCUAUCAAGUCAAGAUCGAAGACGAAGGCAACCAUGGCAACGAUGAAACCCGUCUUUUCAUUCUAUCUUCCUUGGCUCAGUCUCAAAUGAGUCGUGUCGCAUGCAUUUUAUGCGAGGAGCCGAUGUUGGUUUUCGAUCGCUAUCCGCUCGUGGAUGGAUCCUUCUUUUUGAGUCCGAAACAACAUUCAACCGGCUGCAUUGAAGUGAACUAUGAAGGAAGACCACUGUAUUUGACUUGCGUUUGCAUGGCUUGCUUGGACGGUAACUCAACCAAUCGUGUAAUAAAUUGCAGGUUCUGCGGUGAAAUUUGGGAUGGAUCGAAUCUAGUCCUCGGCACCAUGUAUUCUUAUGACAUUUUUGCCGCAAUGCCCUGCUGUGCUGAGCGUCUAAAGUGCAAUAACUGCUUCAAAUUGCUUUUGCAUCCGCAGCAGCGUCUAAAUUUCUACAGUGACUAUUCGCACUGCGUCACCUGUCCGUAUUGCGCCACGCAGGACACGCACUUUGUCAAACCGCUGAGCUUCUGCUACACCAAAAGCAACGUGGUACGCCAUCAGCCGAUCGCAUAACAUGAGGCCCCGUUGGAGUCCACGGAGAUGCUGGCGGCAGCGACAACAGCCACACAAGCAACAACAGCAGCCAACACUGCCAGCAUUGCCGCUCCAACGGCGAACAAUACAAGCAAUAAUAACAUUAGCAACAUCAUGCAAACGAAGAAAGUUAUUCUAUACAAUCCAUCAAUUGAUUACUCUGCACCGCUGCAACAACAAAUCAAUCCUGACAUUAUUGGCGCUCAUCCGCACGCUCAACAAUAUCAGCAGCAAUGCAGCGCCAGCGGUGCCAGCAACGUUAUACACAACACAAAUCAGGUAAGACAGCCACAACAGCAACAGCAGCAACCGCAACAACAACAACAGACGCAGACGCAGACGCAUCAACAGCCACGUGUGCCGGCAUUCACGCCAGUAGCUGCUGCACGCAUGUCCUUAGCUGGAUUGGCAGCUGCAGCUACAACAACAGUAGCCGCCGCCCAGACGUCGACCCAGCAGCAGCAGCAAAAGCAACAGCUGGUACACCAGCAACAAAUGCUGGCAACACUACCACUUAAAUUAAGUGAGCAAUGUAACCUAAGUAAUUUGCAUUUGAAUAGUUUCGUUAAUGAAAUAAGCCCGAUUAAGUCAGGCCUCGAACAACCGCAGAUACAGCAACAGCAACAGCAACACCAACACCAACGUAGUAACAAUCAGGUGGUAGGGUUGAUAGGUCGCAAUGGCGAAUCCAGCGCUUUGCUAGCAAAGAGUAGUGUCGGUAGCAGUAUUAGUAAUUUAUUAACUAGCAAUAAUUUAGCAACGACCACAACAACACCGGCAGCAUCAACAACAGCAACGGGCACAUUCUCGCGCGAAACAGGGGACGCCGCAACCAUGUCAGUACCGACGGCUAACAAAUUGAAUGCGCUCUGGAGCCAGCCGCACGCAGCAGUCAGCUCAUUCAUCAGCGGUGGUGGCUGCAUCACAGCCGCAGGCCAGCCGUUUGGCAACCAAACCGGCACCACUGACGCCAUCUCAACGCUGUGGGGUUGUACGCCAUCGUCCAUCUCCAGUGGCGCCUCAUCCACCAGCGGCUGUUCGAGCGGAUCCGGCUCGCAGCCUUCACUAAGCCCCACUUCCAGCACAUCCACGCGCCCAGAUUAUCGCAGCAGCAACAGUAAAGAGCCGUUGUGGUCGGUGUCAUCGCCGAAUACAAACAACUCACUCAGGGAUAAUUAUUACACCACAAAGACGGGUGUAGCCAUAAAUGCAGCAAUCAUGCAGGCCGGAGGGACCGGUGUUGGUGUUUCAGGAGUCCAUACGGGCGAUAAGAACCAGCAAUCGACAUCGCCCAGCGCAUCCUCCACCUGCUCGUCGGCUUCGUCGACCUGUUCAUCUGGAUUGGGCUCGAACUCGAGCACUGCCAUUGACGUCGGCGUGUGGCCCAACUGCAAGCUACAGAGCUUCUUCGCAGCCGAUAACUGUGCCGCCACCACUGCCGCAAUCGAGGACACCUCACAGUUUGCCAAGAUUAGCAAUAUUUGGGACAUACCGAACCCGGCAGCAGACAACACUUCACGCACCACUGCUGACCUAUUCACCGAUCUCUGGCGCACCAACACUAACGACAGGAGCAGUGUCGCAGCAGCAACAGCUGCAUCACGAAUGACCAGCAACACAAAUGCUGAUGUGGAUGUGGGCGAGUCCAUAGACUUCACAGAUGCCUCGAGCAUUUGGCGCACAAACGUCCAGCCCUCAACCUUCGCCGGCGGAGCAGGGAGCCGUGCGCUCACCAAACAGCUACCGACAACAGCCGCACCAGCUGGCAGCAAUAACAAAGGAUUUCGUUCAAAUUCAACAGCCGAUGGGGGGGACCACUGCAUUGGCGCUGGCAGGGGCGUAGUGGAGGCUGAUGGCGGCACGGCCUGCAUGCAAUUGUUUUCGGAGCAAUUCCUCAAUUAUAUAAACAUAAUGAAUUACGCUGAUUAACUCUACAAAGGACGAAAAUUUUUUGAAAGUAUGAGAGAAUGAGAAAAGCGUCAAAUGUAAAAUGGUGCAGCAAGCAGCGGAUUGCAUACGAGAAGGGAAAUCUAACCAAGCAAACUAUUGUUAAAAUAAAAAUAAAAGAUUAGAAAAAGGCAGGUUUAUUUGUAGUAAUAGUAGUAACGGAAAACGUUAGGUACCGGUAAUUUUGUUGUUUCUUCUGUGCGUUACGUUACUUGCUUGUGAAAGAAAUAUUUGAAAAAAAAAAAAUAAUAAUUCAAUAUGUAAUGAAUGACAACAACAACUAAUAACUACUAUAAACACACAAAAUAUUUAAUGACAUUGUUAUUUAGUUACAAAUAAUGCUACUAAGUAAUAUACGUGCAUACAUAAAACGUUUAUUGAAAACGAAAAAAUUAGUCCAUUUAGCUUAGUUUUUUUUUUAUAGAUGUAAUUUAGUUUGCACACUGUGAAAUAAAUGCCGUGCGGGAAACACUUUGCGUUCAGCGAAAGAGCCUUGAAACUGUGAAACGCAAACUGUUUCCGGGCAACUAGAAAUAGCUUAGCAUAUUUCCCUCAACGUUUGUUUGAAUUAUUAUUUAGUUAAAUUCUAAAAUCUGCAAUUAUCAUCACUGAAAUCAAUAUGUGUAAAUUUUUUUAUGUUUAAAUUAAUUUUGUUGAUUUUUGUUUGAGUUUUUUUUUUUACAUUUUUACUUACCGCAAAUUAACCUUAAAUAAUUUAUGUAUGUUUAAUUACAAUUUUUAGUUAUUUCGCCACAUCUAUGAAAACUUUGUACUUGUUAAGCUAUUAAGUAUGGAAAAUGCAUAGAAUUUUUAAAGAAAAUUUACCAAAUAUUUUUGUUAGUAUAAAAGCAAAAACUUGCAACAGCUGAUUACCUACUAUGAAACCAUCACAAUUUUUGUGUUUCAUUUAAUUACUUUUGUAGCAUGUUGUCGUAUAAAUUUAUUGAUUAGCGUUACUUAUUCCUUUCGGUUUUCACUUUUAAUUUUAAAACAAAUAUUGCUGUGUUUUUCAAUAAACAUAAACCUACUUUUGCAAGAGGAAUGAAUAAACAAUUGCGCUUAGUAAGUUUAUCUGCCUAACUCUAUAUAUGUAUAUGUAUUUAGAAAGGAGCAAUUGUUAGUAAACGUGUGUUAAGAAGAACCGUAAUUAGUGAUUAGUAGAGUAUGAGAAAUGCAAUGAAGAAAAUACUAAAUAAUGUGUUUAGCUAUUCGUUGAUUGUAAUUUUUUUAAUGUAACAUCUUUACCUUCAAUUGGUAAUUAUAAUGUAGAGACCCACCUCAGAUGGACAUCACUUUUUUGCACCCCAUGCAGCCAAGCAAUUUCGUACUUUGAAAUCGGGUUGGAACGGGAGCCUUGCCGAUUCCCGUUCCGUUUACAAUAGACAGAGCCGGUUAUUUUCACUGUUCAUGUUUGCUUUUCUUCUUCUGGGUAGAUCAAAAACACAAAAAAAAGCAAAAAUGAUUAUACUAACUAAAAUUUUUAACAACACGGUGUAACAAAAUUAAGAAAAUCGCACGAACUUUUUAAGUGACCGAGUAAAGGUCUUAGAUCUGCUUGAAGGAAUAAAAAAAAUUCGUAAGACUACUUGGACUAACCAAUUUUUGGCUCAGUUAUUUGUUAAGCAAUUUUAUAUAUAAAAUGGUUUCGGAAAGGAUUUUUGAGGACUUGCCCAAAACUUGGUAUGAAUACAUACAUAUGUAUGUGUGUACAUUCGGCAUUUGACUUUUUAAAUUAAAUAUACCUGUGAGUAUGGGACGAAGAGUGUUCAAAAACAAACAUACAUAUGAGGCCUUGAGAGCCAGAAUCAAAACGGUAAAAGCUCGGGGUAUGCUCUUUUAGUUUUCUUUUACUAUAAUUGUUAGCAUGACGUACUUAGGUGCAUUGAACUUUUCAGUAAAUAUCGUAUUUAUUAUAUAUAGAUUAUUCUUUCUCAUAUUACUCAAAGACAUUUUUUGUGGAUAGGCUACUCUGCCUCUCAUGGCCUCAUACAUGUAUGUAUGUAAUGAAAAAUUCCAUGUCAACAGAAUUAUGACUGCGCUCAAAAUUGGUCUCUAAAUUUUAUUUUUCAUUCGGUAGGAGUUUUCCAUUUACAUACAUACAUAUCCAUCAUUUACUUCAAUAGUGUCAUAAUCCAAAUCCAAAAAUACAAAAAUUUAGUUAAGUAGGUAUGCCGAAAUAACCGCUACCACUUCCAUUAUGUUGUGUACUAAUUCCAUAGCUGUAUCGAUUACCAUUAUCUUACUAGAACAAAAAAUGUACAUACAUAUAUACUUUUACUAUCGGCGUUUUAGGUACUCACAAAAUUGAGUAGACGGUGAUUUUUUCCCAUCAAAAGUAUAUUCAGGAUCGCCUAAAUUUUCAAAUAUCUCCCAAUUUCGUACUAACUUUCUUACGGUAUUGUUUUAAAAUAUAGACCGUGUUUAAUAAGCAAUUGUACAAAAUUCAUCUUAUACCCAAUUCCACAUAUAAAAAUUCCAAUUUUUGAUCGCAGUUAUAAUUCGGUUGACAUGGAAUUUUCCAUAUAACUAUAGUAUGUGUAUGUAUGUUCUAUUUUAAGUACAAGUAUAUGUAAAUAAAUUUUUUCCUUUCUCCAUGAGGGAACUUGUACCCAAUUUUGACCAAAGCGAAAAGCGUUAUUUUUGUUAGUUUUCAUAACUGCUCAGCCUCUCCUCAUGUGCAUAUAGAUUUAAUUUAAUUAAAAAAGUCAUAUGCCUAAUGUAUAUGCCAUAUGAAUAUGUGAAUACAUAUACAUAUGUACAUAUGAAACAGGCCCCUUAAUUAUUUGUCAAAGAAAAAAAAUUGUCAAUUGAUUUGAGUGAGAAAUACUAUAGGAGGAAGUCAUUAGCAGCUAAUAGGAUUUACCGAGAUCUAAUAAAAAUUCAUUUUCCUUCUACAUAUAUUAAAAAAUGUGAUAGCUUCACCAUUCAUUUCAGUAUGUGAUAUCUCGUUCCAUUACAAAUGAAAUAUUUAUUAUUUCUAAAAUUUGUUAAAGAUCUUUAUUUUUGAAUAAGUUCCGAAAUUCAGGCUGCUAGAGAAAUGUUAAAGAUAGUUUCGAGAACUAUACGGCCUACGGCCAGAUCCACAACUUGUACUAGGUCACUUGAAAAGUUCAUUUUCAUUGUUACACAGUGUUAUAAAACAAUUCGGACUCAGCUUGCUUAACCAAUUCAAAAAGAUUU
Messenger RNA from Rhagoletis pomonella (apple maggot), 8330 nucleotides. RefSeq names its product headcase protein (gene heca). The transcript has 7 exons. Lineage: Eukaryota; Metazoa; Arthropoda; Insecta; Diptera; Tephritidae. The record is from RefSeq and is a predicted model, not a curated record.